Messenger RNA from Solea solea (common sole), 3303 nucleotides. Its product is annotated as thrombospondin-type laminin G domain and EAR repeat-containing protein-like. Bases 893 to 2902 code for a protein of 669 amino acids. Gene Ontology annotation, biological process: signal transduction. NCBI's taxonomy places the organism in Eukaryota, Metazoa, Chordata, Actinopteri, Pleuronectiformes, Soleidae. The transcript is spliced from 16 exons. The record is from RefSeq and is a predicted model, not a curated record.
UCUCUCUCUCUCCCUCUCUCGGCUCCUCCCACUCUCGGCUCCUCCCACUCUGUUAUAGUCACAUGUUGGGCGAGUGAGGCAGGUAAACUCUCUCACCUGCAGCAGCAGCAGCUGCCGUCACAACUUUAAACCACAGGAUUUUAAAAAUGUCUGAAAGAGAUUAAGAUUAAGAUUGAAGAACCAGAGGAGAGAACAACCUUCAGGUUUUCUGAAUAAUCCCAGGACGACGACUGAAGAAGGAAAAGUGAAGAACAGGUGGUGAGAACAUGAGGAUCAGGACUGAAGUGGUCUUCAUGGUUUGAACUCGAGUCAAAGAUGAGAAGACAUGGACCGGUUUGAAGAAAAGUCAACAAGACGACGACGACCAGGACCAGGACCAGGACCAGAAGUGAAGAACCAGGAUCAGAACCUGGACCACGACCAGAGCUGAAGAACCAGGUUCAGAACCUGGACCACGACCAGUGCUGAAGAACCAGGAUCAGAACCUGGACCACGACCAGAGCUGAAGAACCAGGAUCAGAACCUGGACUAGGACCAGUACUGAAGAACCAGAACCUGGACCACGACCAGAGCUGAAGAACCAGGAUCAGAACCUGGACCAGAGUUGAAGAACCAGGACCAGAACCUGGACCAGGACCAGAGAUGAAGAACCAGGACUGGGACCAGAGCUGAAUAAGGACCAGAACCUGGACCACAGCUGGAAAACCUGAACCAGGACUACAGUCAAAACUGAAGAACCAGGUCCGGUACCUGGACCAGGACUAGGACCCGGAUCACACCUCAGCUGGAGAGCCUGGAUUAACUUUUGACCUCAGGCGGCCAUUUUAAAAUUACUGAAGAAGGAGGAGGAGCUAAAAUGGCGGCCGCUCAGGACACAGACCAGUGAGGACGAAUGACGCGGUCAGCAGUCGUGAUGUUACCGUGCGUCUUCCUGCUGCUGUCCUGUGUUCUGUCCUCUGUCCACAGCUGGAGACCGUGCACAGAUCUGCUGCCUCUUGACCUGCUGACCAGAGCUUUGCCACGCCCAGGACAAGCCCCGCCCCCACAGGUGCAGAUAGUCCAGUCCGGAGGGUCCAGAGGUUUACGACUGAGCGCUGCCAUGACGACGGCGCUGAGUUUUCCCGCCUCACAAAUCUUCACUCACUGCGACUUCUUCCCCGCUGAGUUCUCAUUGGUCGUCACCUUUAAGUCAGCGAGACUCGGACAGAAGAGGAACGAGUACAUCUUCUCUGUGGUGGACCAAAGCUCUGACAACCUGCUGCUGGGACUCCGGGUCUCUGAGAGCCGCCUCCUCUUCCUCACCACGCCCCCCGGUGGUGGACAGCGGCGCCGGCUGAGCUUUGACGACGUGGCCUUAGAUGAUAACCGCUGGCACACCGUGGUGCUCGCCGUCACCGGAGCGCACGCCGCGCUGACCGUUGACUGUGGACUUCCUGUGGAGCUUGAACAGGUUCAGUCCUUCCCCAGCGGUCUGAGCACCAGAGGGUCCAGGUUCUUCCUCGGCAGCAGGAGGAGGUGGAGGGGCCGUUUCUCUGGUUUACUGCGGCAGCUCGUUCUACUCCCUGGCUCCGAUGCCACGCCCAGACUGUGUCCGACCUCUGACCCCCGUCUGGCUGAGCUGUCUGUCCCCCAGGUCCUUAAGUCCAGCCCUCUCCAUCCAGACCAUCAAGGACCAGUUUACCCAUACGAGGCUGAGGUCAGAGUGACAGUAGAACCUCCUCCAUGUUCUGGACCAGAACACGGUCAGCUGUGGUUCAGCGUUCAGCAGAAAGGUCUGUUCAUCUGUGAUGGACAAACAUGGAGGACACUUCUUCAGAAUAAAGAGCGUCUGGAUUACAUCGAGGAUUAUCAGGACCUCUACACCAGCUCAGAGACCUUUGACGUGGAAGUCUUCUCCGUCCCGUCUGAGGGUUUGUUUAUGGCUGCAGCUAACAGGGACUCUCUGUCCGGUUCAGGUCUGUAUAAAUGGACCGGUGGUUCGUUCCAGCUUCACCAAAACAUCAGCACUCAGGAGGCUCGAGCCUGGAGACACUUCACCAUCGACAAGAAGAUUUUCCUCGUGGUGGCUAACUCCAGGGAGGCGGAGCCUGAAUUCUCCGUCAUCUACCGCUGGAGUCGUCGUCAGCGGCGUUUCCUGCGUCAUCAGAGUCUGGAGACUCACGGAGCUCUGGACUGGGAGGCUUUUCAGAUCCACAACCACAGCUUCCUGGUGGUGGCCAAUCACAGACGAGCUCGAGACUCCAAUCACAACAUCCACAGUGUGGUCUACAGGUGGAACCCUCACACUCAGCUGUUUGAGGUAAACCAGACCCUGUUGACGUCCGGUGCGUACGACUGGGAGUUCUUCGUGGUCGGACCGUACCACUUCCUGGUUGUGGCUAACACGUUUGACGGUCGCAGCACGAGCGUGAGCUCCAGUGUGUAUGUGUGGGUGGACGGCUGCUUCCAGACCUUCCAGAACAUUCCGACGGUGGGAGCCACAGAUUGGGAAACGUUCGUCAUCGACGGCAGGUUCUUCAUGGUCGUCGCUAACAGUCAGAGAGUUUCUGUGUCUGAUGCUAACGUUUACAGCAUCAACUCCACUGUGUAUGAACUCAGUUCACUCACUCACUCAUUCAUCCGCUUCCAGGACAUCCUCACUCACAGUGCGGUGGACUGGGAGUUCUUCACCAUCGGAGAUGAGAAGUUCCUGGUCGUGGCUAACUCUUACGACGGCAGCUCGUACUCUCUGAACAGCGUCAUCUACAGGUGGCAGGGAUACGAGGGCUUCGUUCCCGCCCACAGUUUGCCGACGUUCGGCUGCAGAGACUGGGAACACUUCAGCACCGACGAAGGCUCCUUCCUCAUCUACUCCAGCGCCACCACCAGGCUCAGCAAGGUCUUCAAACUAAAGACCUACUGAGUCCAGAACUCCGUGUAUCUAUAAAGUUAAAAGUCAUACGUAAUAUACUUUCACUUUUAUUUAUUUAUUUUCUUUGGUCACGAUAAGCUCUGCUGACAGGGACAGCGCCCCCCAGUGGGGAAAGGACGACAUGUCCAGGAGUGCCUCAGGCUAACGUCUCAUCCUCAUGUUUAAAGUCACGUUUGACUUCAGUGACGAUCCCGACUCAUCGUCAUGUGACUGACGGCUGCUACGUCCUUCAAAGACGUGAUCAAAACCACACUUAACCCCGCCCCUACCCCCGUCACCCCAGCCAAUCAGAGACCAGGACGAGGCGACUAUGAUCCAAACAGGAAUCAAACACAAACACAGCUCCUUCAGACUAAAUUCAGACUUCACGAUGAAAGAAGAUUCUCAGAAGU